Messenger RNA from Gopherus evgoodei (Goodes thornscrub tortoise), 2847 nucleotides. RefSeq names its product RAB30, member RAS oncogene family (gene RAB30). Gene Ontology annotation, molecular function: GTP binding; GTPase activity. Bases 616 to 1227 code for a protein of 203 amino acids. The transcript is spliced from 5 exons. The record is from RefSeq and is a predicted model, not a curated record. Gene Ontology annotation, cellular component: trans-Golgi network. Gene Ontology annotation, biological process: Rab protein signal transduction. NCBI's taxonomy places the organism in Eukaryota, Metazoa, Chordata, Testudines, Testudinidae.
UCCUAGCAACAAGAUGAAGCACAGAACUUCCCACAGGAGCUGAGUGGGGUGGGCAGUAGGUCUCUGUCAGAAGGGAGCAGUCUCGGGGCAAGCACACCAUGCUUUCCCACUACAAUGGGGACUAUAGAGCUGCCUGUGGGCCCAUUGUGCUGAGGUGCCCCCUUUAAGAUAUUUCUUUGGGAAGUGGAGGAUCUGGUUUGGAGAGGGUGCAUGGAAGGUAUUGGAAAGAGAUGCAUGCACUGGGACUUAAAGUGGGGAGGCCAGUAGAUUUCCCCCGCCCUCUUUUUCCCCCCCUCAGGCAUUCCCCUACUCCCAACCAGCAACCUGACCCCCUUGGUCCAUGAGCCCCUACGCACACCCUCUCCAAAUUUCAGUGAGUGGCGUUGCGACUUGGUGCCUGGGGUUGCAGUGCCACUCAUGUCUGGCUAGGUCCAAAAGUGGGUCUUGGCCUAAGUGGUACUGCUGCUCCCGGCUUCAUGGCUCUGGCUAUCUGUAGAUAACUCGUCGGUCCAUAAUGUGCUUCUGGGAAGAAAUGAAGUCUCGCCCUCUGACAGUGAUUUGUGAAGUGUUUUUCUUCCCUUUGUGCCUCUUCUGGAUUUCACUAAGGCUGUGUAAAUGAGUAUGGAAGAUUAUGAUUUUCUGUUCAAAAUUGUUUUAAUUGGCAACGCUGGCGUGGGGAAAACCUGCUUAGUCCGACGCUUCACUCAGGGGCUUUUCCCACCAGGUCAAGGAGCCACUAUCGGAGUUGACUUUAUGAUUAAGACUGUGGAGAUAAAAGGUGAAAAAGUGAAGCUGCAGAUCUGGGACACGGCAGGGCAGGAGAGAUUCCGGUCCAUUACGCAGAGUUAUUAUCGCAGCGCUAAUGCAUUAAUAUUGACCUAUGACAUAACCUGUGAAGAAUCCUUCCGAUGCCUUCCCGAAUGGCUGAGAGAAAUAGAACAGUACGCCAGCAAUAAGGUCAUAACUGUGCUAGUGGGUAAUAAGAUUGAUUUAGCCGAGAAAAGAGAAGUCUCCAAACAAAGAGCUGAAGAAUUUUCAGAGGCCCAAAACAUGUACUAUCUGGAAACUUCUGCUAAAGAAUCUGAUAAUGUGGAAAAACUCUUUCUGGACUUAGCUUGCCGGCUGAUCAGUGAGGCAAGACAGAAUACGCUUGUGAACAAUGUGGCUUCCCCGUUACCAGGAGAGGGGAAAAGUAUCAGCUAUUUGACUUGCUGCAAUUUCAAUUAAGGGCUGGCCCAAGAUUCACCCCAAAUGGGCCAAGAGGUUUUUUGCUGAGAUUUAUCUCAGUGAAGGCAAUUCCUGCCACUUUGACCCAUCUGACUCACACCUAAGUGAGGUUCCUGAUCUUAAAGCAUGGCAGGCUGGCCGCUCCACCUCCAGGUCAACAUAGCAGAAUAUAAUAUGGUUUAAUCUUUUUUGCAGUCUCUGGAGUUGGUUAGGAAAAAUAGUUUGCACAAGCUGUUCAUUCAAAUCCAGAACAUGGGCUGCUACAUCACUUUCUGUUGGAGAUCAGAACAGCCUCCCUGGAUGAUACGGAAGAAUGCGGGAUCUCUUUUGCAGCACAUGUUUGGCCUUUUUAAAGAAAGAUGAACUUUUGAAGCCUUGGACUAUACAGUACUGGCAUUCUUCCAGGCUGCCAGCCAAAUGAAUGCUUAGGAUGUGUAUAUGCCCACAGCAUCCUGAUGCAGGACUCAAUUGUAUGUUUUGAAUUAGUGUUAUAUCUCUCAUCCGCAGGCACUUUCAUGAACUUGGAAUUAAAAAUAUAUAUAUCAACAUUUCCAAACAAACAACAGUUUGGAAAAAGAUAUGGAUACUGGCUUAGUCACUUCGUUUGGUGCUAGUACUUCAGCUGAAUAUUUCAUAGACCAAACCUAGUUUUCUUACAUUACUGUCCUCUGAAUGUGUAACUUAGAGUAAGUAGUGAAAGUAUGCUAAUAAGCACUGUCCAUAAAAUAUCUUUACCUCUUUUUCUCAGCCUGAACAUAGUGGAUAAGGACUGUGCUUCCCUGAUGUCAAUUGUGGGGGUGAAAAGACUUUUUUUCUUGAGUCAAAAAAGCUCUAUAAACAGUAAUUUCCUAACGUAAUGAACUAGUUUUGAGAAUACUGACUGAUGGAGUUGUAAACAGAUCAGAUCUGACCAAAAUAUUGUGCUUGCACUGAUCAUGUGUAAGGGUUCAAAGACAGAGCACAGUUUAGAUGGCAGCCCAGUGUGUUUGAGUAAUGAAAGCUUGUAGUUACAGGUCUUGCUUGAGAAGCAAGCAUACAAUUUUGUAUGUUUUUUUUUAAGCUUAAGUGAAAAUGGCAGCAAGUGGUGGUGUUAAUAAUUUUGUGUCUUACUCAUCCAGUGAUCAUCUUAUGAAACUGUACCUUGGAGAAGCAAUUCAAAGUACCAAUUUGGCAUCGACUCUGUAUUAUAGUAGCUUUGGGAUCCAUGACCAUAGACUCAUUUAAUUUUCUUGUUACUUUGUACUCUAAGUCUCAGACUCCAAUGUAUGUAUAACUAUUUGCCUCGGCAAGUUCUUUAUAUAAAACCUCUAAUGUGGAAGCACUAUGGUAUUUGUUAUAUUACACCUCUAGGGCCAUGGACUUUACACAUUGAUGUUAAAGCAAAAUUGGAAAAGAGGUUGGAUGCAUACAUAGCAAAUCAUUCUUAAAUGUUUGGUAUCAGUUUUAUUGACCUGAAUGGGGCUAAAACUCUCGGUAACUUUGUGGCUGUGAUACAUUGUAACUUAGCAUUAAUCAGCUCGAUAUCAUGUAUUAUUUGCUGAAGAUGUUGACUGGCCUUUUGUAUUAACAUGAAAAAGCUGCCAACAAGUAAAUCUUGAAAAUAAAAAUGGUCUUUUAAAA